Messenger RNA from Stylonychia lemnae, 492 nucleotides. Lineage: Eukaryota; Ciliophora; Spirotrichea; Sporadotrichida; Oxytrichidae. The record is from the annotation of a GenBank genome assembly.
AUGUAAAAAAACACUGCCUAGCAGAAAAGCUAGGAGCAAUUUACACUACCUAGAAUAAGAGGAGCCUAACCAUUCGGAGCUGCUGACUCUUAUUAAUAGAAUGAAAGAGAUGAAAUCAUGAACUCAGCAAGAAACCAAGCUUCAGAGGACCUUAAUGAAUAUGUAAUGGGUGAGAGAGGCACCACAUAGCAGCAGUUCUUAUACAAAUCAAUAUUGACACAAUCUAAGUCUACUAGACAAGUAGGCUUGAACCCUAACCUGAAGCCAUCCACUAAUCAAACCUACUCUAAACUAUUUCCAAUGUAUGGACUCUGGAAGGAUGAUACGAUUUUUAAGACUACCAAGCAAGAAAAAGGUACACUUUCGAGAGACUCAAUUUAAGAAGAGCUGAAAAGAAUGGAUAAAAGUCAUUUCAAACAGAAAUUUUAGCAAAAGGAGUUUAUGGAGGAAAUGCUCAAAGCAAAGAAUAUGAUGGGAAAGAUGAAGAAGUGA